UUCUCUGGAUGAGUUUCCAUGUGCCUCCUUUUCCAUCAUACUCAGGUCAGCAAAGGAGAGCCUGGAAUCCAGCCUGUCUGCUGCUCAGCAGCAGAUAUCUCAGCUGGAGAUCACCAGAAACCAUCUGGAGGCUCAAGUGCUCACGGUCAUGCAGGCCAAGGAGGUGACAGAAGGACAACUGAAGUGCCUGCAACAUGAGCUGGAAGCAGAGAGAGCUCUCAGGAGGCAGGAGCAGGAAGACACAGCUCAACAGCUCUUGCAGGCAGAGCAGCAGUGUCAUGAAAGCCUCAGGCUUCAGGGAGCUGCUCAGCAACUGCAAAUAAAGGAGCUCAUGCAAGACCUGGCAAGUGAGCGUGAAAGGCACCGUGCAGAGAUGCAGGGGAUACUGGAGGAAUGGGAAAGAGAGAAGGCCGAGAGAGAGCAGGAGCACAAGAAGGUGCUGUUGGAGAUGAGGCAGAAAGUUGCCACCUUGCAGGCCCAACAAGAAGAGGAACAAAGUAGAUUUGAGAAUGCCAAGCAAAAGAUCCUGCUGGGAGAGCAGGAGAAGAGGGCUUUGUCAGAGGCACUGCUCCAAACUCAGGGAGAGCUCAGCCAAGCCCGGCAGCAGGUCCAGCAGCUCAGGCAGGAGGUGAAGGAGCAGCAAGAGAAGGGGCAGACCAUCAAGGCAGAGCUGCAAGGUGAGCUACAGGAAGCUUGGAGUGAAAUCCAGGCAGCACAGAGGAGGCACAAGGAAGAACAAGAAGGCAUCAAAGAGGAAAUGAAUCUCCUCCUUGAGCAGAGGGAGGCUCUACAAAAGCAGGUGGGAGAGUUGACAUCUCAGCUGGCAGCCUCCCGAGAGUCGCAGGAGGGAACUGUCCAGAGAGCCCAGCAAGAAGUGAAUGAGGCCCAGGAAGAGUCAAGGCAGAAGCUGUUGGAGGUUGAGCAUGUCCAGAAGAUGCUGGAGGAGGCAGAACAUCAGAACAAGGAGCUGCAAGUGCACCUGCAGAACUUGGAGAGGGAAAGGAGUCAUUGGGAAGAAGCAGCACAGCAAAAUUCAGAGCUGCAGGCUUCUGUGAAUGCCGUAGAGAGUGAAAAAGCCAGGCUGAUUUUGUCUCUGGAGGAAAAGGACCUUCGCCUCAGAACGCUGGAAGAAGAGAACCUGGUACUCAACAGUCGGAUGUCUCAGCUUCGUUCUACUCUUCAGCAGGCCCAACAGAUCUCUUCAACUCGUGCAGGACAACUGCAGGAGCUCAACACCCAGAUCUGGGCCCAGCUGGACGCUGUGAGGCAGAAGGCAGCUCGUGAGGCAGCUGAAGAGAAGCAGGUGCUGGAAACUGAGGUGUCUGAGCUGCGUGUGAGGCUCCAGAGCUCUGAAGAAAGAGCAGAGGCCGUGGCCAUGCAGUUGAUGAAGAGAGCAGAACACGAGAAAACCUCUGGAGAACUUGCCCUGGAGCAAGAGGCUGUGACCCUUCAUCAGAAGAUGGCAUCUCUGCAGAGGAAAUUGGAGAGCCUGGAGAGGAAAAGGAAGGAUGUGCAGGCUGUUGGAGCAGAAGGGAAGCAGGUGUCAGAGCACUCCAGGGAGGGCGUGGAAUGUGUGCAGGAUCUGGUUGCAACAUCAGCAGAAGUCAAGACAGAGAAGCGUGAAUCGACCACUGAGCCCAGGAGAACUGGCGAGCUGGUGUCCCUGCUGCAGUCACAGGCGGCCCAGAACCAGCAGGACCACCUGGAGAGCUGUGCUGGGAGCAGUAUCCUGGCAGUGGAAGCUCUGGUGAGGUUCCAGUCAAACAGCAGCUGGGGCUCCCUCUCUCCAGGGAGAGAGAGAAUAGGUGGGAUGGCGCGGUUUCCCCUGAAGAACCCGCGCAGAUGCCUGAUCCACCUGCUCAUUGUUUCAGUGUUCCUCAUUAGCCUGACUCUUGGAGGCAUGGGCAUCUACCUGUGGACUUUCACAGAUAGCUUCUCUACCUGA
Molecule: messenger RNA, 1945 nt
Organism: Hirundo rustica (Barn swallow)
Lineage: Eukaryota; Metazoa; Chordata; Aves; Passeriformes; Hirundinidae
Product: centrosome-associated protein CEP250-like
Exons: 14
Coding region: 149-1945 (598 amino acids)
Source: RefSeq, a predicted model, not a curated record